This is a messenger RNA of Paramecium pentaurelia, 2418 nucleotides long. Lineage: Eukaryota; Ciliophora; Oligohymenophorea; Peniculida; Parameciidae. The record is from the annotation of a GenBank genome assembly.
AUGAAUUAAGAGGAUAAAGAAAAAAUAAUUGUUUGUGCAGUUAAUUCAGAUAUUCAAUUAGAUGGCAUUGAAUUAUCUAUAACUGAAUUUAUUUAUCAAGAUAAGGAAUCUGACUAAUGGUCCUAGAAAUAACUUCAUUUUUAAUAAUUUCAAUAUCCUGAAUAAUUAAGAAGAAGAAUAAUUUUAACAAUAUAAGAAUAUUCUAAAAAGUCACAUGAAAAGUUUAAUGACAAAUUAUAUAAUGAAUUAGAGACAGAGUUUGGUGAAUUUAUUAAUACAAUAUUUGAAUAAGUAUAAUAAUAAAUUCAAAGUAAUUCUGUUACUUUAUUUGCUUUUAAUACAAUUCUUAUACAUUUAGUAGAAAAUGAUAUAUAAAAGCCAAAAUCAGCAGUAUUUUUAAGUAAAUUUUGUCAAUAAAUUGCUAAUCAAUAUAAUUAAAGAGUAAUUUGUAACUUCCUUGCAUAUGAUUUUUAUUUAAAAGGAAAUGGAGGACCUUUUCAAAUUAUUGGUUAAGCAAAAUUAUUUGAAUAAUAAUAAGAUUCCUUAUUGAAUUUAUCAGGUUUUGCAUCUUUUACUCAAUAUAAAAAUAAAGAUGAUAAAGAAACCUAUUCUGGAGAUUUUAUUUGUCCUGCUAUGUUUGCACUAAAUUAUGCAUCUAAUUGGAAUAAAGAUAUUUUAAUAUAAGGAUUUUAGGAUAAAACAAUUAAUGAAGAAUUUCUUAAACAAUUACGAAAUUCAGAUAAAUUUAAAUAUACUACUCUAUCUUUGGGUAAAUUAAUGGAAUUAAUUGAUAAACAAUAAUUAAAUCCAGUUGUUAAAGUUUCAACAUUAAAAUAAUAUAUCUAUUAAGAAAUUUAAUCUUAUUUAGAGAAAAAUAAAUAAUAAGGCAAGAUUUUUGUAGGUGGUAAUUUCUCUGAGGAAUUAUUUAAAUAUUUAUAAUAGGAAAUAAAAUAAUUAGAGUUUUUAAAAUCCUAAGAUUAUUAAUAGAUCGAUUCAAUUAUUGUUGGAUUUAUGGCUUUGAGAAAAAAUAAACAAUUAUUAAAUGUUUUUAAAGGAGUUACCAAAUCUACAAGUGAUCAUUGUAGUGGAAUUAUUUAUAUUAAAACUGAUAAGCCUAUAACAAUUACAAAGGAACCAGAAAUUAAAAAGCCACCUUAAGUGUCUAAGUAACAGUUGGAUCAUUCUGAAGAUUUUGAUAUUUUUAUACAAAAUUCUGAUGAGGUAUAGAAUAUAAAAGUCAAUUAACCAAAACCUCAAAGUAAGAAAUGAUUAAUUAUUAAUAUUAAAUUUAAAAUUUGAAUAAUGUAAAAACUAUUGGCUGAAAAAUAUGCUGAAUUAUCAUCAAAUGUAUUAGAUAGUGUCGACUUUACUAAAACAGGUAUCUUUAUAUAUAUUCUUUAGAGGAAUUGUAUAAAGAAAUAUUAAAAAAUUUGAAUGAAGAUUUGUCGAUUGAAGAAAUAAAAUAAUUGGGAUAACAAUUUGUAAAUAGUAGAAUAAUAAAUUUAGCUGGAAUUUCUAUAAGUAUUAUAAUAGGAUGAAUUUAUUUAAAAAAAAAGAGCAAAGGAAGAAACAUAAGAUAAAGAUUAAUUAUUACAUAAGGAAUAUCCACAAUUAUAAGAUAAAUUAUAAAAAUUGAAAUAAAAUUGCUAAGAAAUAGAUACAAGUGCAAGAAAAAUAAAUGAGACACUUAAAAAAUUACCAGAAAUAGAGGAAGCUAAUAGAAAAUAAAUGAAAGAUAAAUUUUAUGAAGAUGUAAAGGAUGUAAAAGAUAAGAUUCAAUAAGAAGAGUAAGAUGCUUAAAAAUUUGCAGAAGAAAAUUUAAAGUAUAUAUGUAUUUUAAUAUAUUAUAGAAUUCGUGAAGAUAUGCAAGCCUUAAUUGCAUAAUAUGAAUAAAAAGAAAAGGAAUUUUGGGAAAAAGUAAAAGAAAAUGAAGAAGAAUAAAAAAAUGAUACUAAAAAAUAUAUGGAAUAAUUCGAAAAAAUGUAGGGUGAUGCUUAAAAAGCAAUGCAAGAAAAAUAAUUAAUUUAAGAUGCAUAAAAAUAAUUGAAUGAUAAAAAAAUGAAAUUAUCAGUAUACAAAGGAAAAUAAAAUGAAUUUAUAGAAACUUUUGAGAAAUCAACAAGCACAUUUUAAAAUUUAACAGUAGAAUUCUUAAAAUUAGCCUUUAAAGCAAAAGAGGAUGAAGAGAAAAGUAACUUAAAUUAAUAAAGAGCUGAUAAAGCUAAUUUAUUAGCAGUAGAAAUAGCAUAAAAAGUAUUAUUUAUAAUUAUAUAUAAAAGAAUGCAGAUUUAAAAUUAUAAAUAGAAAAUAUUGAAAAAGAAAAAGAUAAAUUAAGAGCAGAAAUCUUAGAACUUAAUAAUCAAAAAAAGCUAUAAAAUCAAAAUUAAUAAUAGUAAAAAACUAAUGGUGAAAAUUGAU